AUGUCGGAGAAAUCGCUGCGACGCGUGGCAGCUCCCGCAACUGGACUUCUGCUGGCAUCGGGGUCGGUGCCGCGCUCAGACACGAGCGUCUUCAAUCAAAGGAAAAAGCCCGACCACAGGGCUCAGCUGACGUGUAAGAUGACACUCGGCGAUGGACUUAUUUGCGUUGACUUUCUUCCUGGGCCUAGCAUGUUGGCAAUUGGCAGCACAAAAGCUGUGCAUCUGGUGGAGGUGACGCAGAUGACUCGCCCCAGUCCAACGGCAGCAGAUGCCCCUUCCCCGCCGUCCUCUGCCCCGGUUUUCCUGGCGAUGCGUUCAUGCGGUAUGUUUGGCAAUGUAGCAAAGGUUGAGGCUCUUGCGUGGUACCCCAACCGAGGUGAGGUCGUUCUCGCCAUUGUGCAGCUGAGUCGCAACGUCACCGUGCUCUUUGAUGUGCUGUCAAAGAAGGGAAACACCUACAUGGCGCAGCAGUGGAUUCACAACUCCAGGAACCGCACCCUGGUAUCCGCUACGGUGGCCGGGAGUGAACCUCUGAGUGCCGCCGUUGUGGGCGCCGCCUCCACUCCCCUCACGCCGUUUGGGACAGACAUGCAAGAAGUGCAACAGGCCUCGUUUGUGGAACGUGAUCCGGGGCGGCCGUGCAGUAUGGUGGAGGUUGUGAUCAACACGGGGUUCCUGCGGGUGGAACGGAUCGCGUGGGACCCGCACAAUCCAUACACCCUGGCGCUAACCUCAAACGCGACACACUUUGAGCUGUGGACCAUUCCCGUAGUGGACAAAAGGGUCUACCCGCCCCGCCUCAUCCUACGACCUCCCGCGCACGAUGGACGCUCGGUGACUCGUGGGGUUGCCUUUUCCCCGUUUGACCCUAAUCUUAUCAUUGUGGUGGUUGAGAUCGCCAAUGCCGGAAAGGUGGUCGUGUACGACCGCCGGCAAGUGGAGGUGGUGUGGAGCAUGGACACAACCGGGCCCUCCCUUUCCGCCGCCUUUCACCCAACGUUUUCCGACCUCCUCGCUGUGUCCUUUCGCAAGGCGAAAACAAAGACAAACUCAUGUGUGCAGUUUUUUCGCGUCGUGAGUGAAGUUAUUGCGACGCCGGCAAGGGCAGAAGCGAGCCACUGCGGUGAGAAGAUGGCAUCUGCCCCUGCGCCGCUAGAAUCCACCGAUGUUUUGCCUCCCAUCGAGAGCAUUGACUCCCUCAAUCGACUGCAGUGGCGCCCCUGCGGGGGUGCGUCCCAAACCACAGGGGGGGAGCUGUCCGUGGACACCACCGAGGGCAGCAUCGACGCCACCUCGUCAAAGCUGUGGUUCGCCACAACGGCGCUCAAUGGUCACGAGAUUAGUGUGUGGGACGCCGCCAACGGGUUUUCUCCCAUUUUUUCCAUCCGAACGGUCUGUCAAGGGCGCGAAUUAGGUCGCCAGGACGUUAACCAGAGGGAAUCAACCCUGCAGGAGUUGUCCUUGCAGGAGCCAACGGACUGUGUCUGGGUGAAUGCGCUAACCCUCGUCUCUGUCUUCAAGGACGGGGGGGUUGUACUCACUUCUCUGCUUGAUGAGAAAACGACGAGCAAAGACACCCUGUUCCGGUGCAGUACCGACCCGACAGCGCAGGCGUCUGAGGGGUCCGACGUGCUAAGCCUUAGCGCCAUGCUUCCAACGGCGGCGGUGGUGGCCGAUUAUUUUGGGCGCGGCUUUGUGGUAUGCAGCACUUCCUCCCUUCUGCGGGAGUACUACACCAAAAUCAUCAAUGCUGAGAAGAAUGAAUUGCUGGAAGUGUUGGCAUUAGAGAGAAAAAAUGCCGCCGGUGGAGGUCUGAGCCCAUCCUCCUCCGUGAUCUUGUCUACGCCUUCCAAGCAUCACAGAGUGUCGUCGCGUGCCACGCCAAACAGUGGCGCGACGUUUGACACUCGGCACUCACCUCAGUUCUCCCACUGGCCCCAACAAACCACCUUUGAGCGACGCUCUGUGGGUUCUACGACCAGUAUCUUUUCGGCUUCAGAGAUGGGGACUGGCGGCUGCAGACGGCUGGAAUUUCUUUUCCCUUUAUUGUACUCGCUUGCUGCGUCACAGUCGCAGCCAAUGGGCGUAGCGGCAACGGGAGUUGAGCGGGGUGCCGUGAAGGAGAGUGCCGAAGGCAAUAGCAUGGAAAAGGCUUGGCAGCGAUCCUCAUACGUGUUGGCUUCUGAUUCACAACACCGCUCGUCAAAAGGAGGGUCAGAGGUACAUAGUGAGCAGGGCUUGGAGGAAAGGGCAUCGACCGCACGAAUGCGGCACAGCUUGGACGGAACGCCGGUGGCGGUGGCUACGACGCGAAGAGGUUCGUUUGCGGUAGGUUUUACCCCUGUAAACGAACAGCCUUUGGGUGAACGACAUAGAUUGAUGUCGCCUAUUACACCACUGACGCAGGCCAUGGCAAUCACUAGCCUUAUUUCCUCAACGCAGUCUGAAGACGGAAAUGUUAGGCGUGUGCGUCCCUCUGCCCCGGUGGGCCGCAAAUACGGAAGCGUCUUUCCUAUGCCGCAUGAAACACAGACAGUAUGUCCCAAUCCUCACUUGGAAUCUGGCGUAGAUGGUGGUUUGGCGGUGGGGACCGCCACGCAGGCGGCUCCCCUGGGACGAAGAUCCCUCGUUAAACCUAUGAUUGACUGCUUCGUCCUUUCCAAUGAGAUGUGUGGGUGGGCGUACGUGGAACGAACGGCUGAGGAAAACACAUUUGUGCUUUAUGCCUUGCAAUGGGAGAUGGGCUACGAUCUGGUACGUCAAAUGAAGGCAGAUCGUAAUGCGUCGACUGGGAACGUGGAUCUCUGCUUUGCGCGAAUGAUGGCCUACAACGCAAGAAUGUGUAGGUCACGUGAGCUAGAGUUGCAAAGGCAGAGUGAAGCCAAAGUCUUGGGUGGGACAUGCCCUAACGCUAAUAGCACGGAUGGUGUGAAGGCAGUCCCCUGGAAGGGCGUGGGGAACAGGGAGCAUCCCGUUGGCUCAGCAGAUCCCAGGGGUCGCCUCUGGGCCGCGGCUGCUCAUGCGUGGCGUAGUCACAACGUGGCUAUCAUUACCUCGCUCGUGUGUAGUCACCUGGAUUAUGCCUCGCUUGUAGGUGACGUGCAGUUUUGUGCCGUGUUAUAUUUACUUUUCCGCCUGUGGUGGAAACAACGAGACAUUUCUGUGGAUAGUUAUCCCUGUCCUUUCUUUUCACCGGCCGAAGAAGCUGUGCAGAACGGUAAGGCGGAUAAACAGACUCCGGCAGCUGCCACGAGUAGCUCCCCGUGGCAGUGGAGGAUGCGGGCGCUGCAGUGGGUCGAGCAGUACGUCACUCGCCUCUACGAAAGGAAGCUCUAUGUGCCGCUCAAUGAGCUACUCGUCAUUGUCCCUGAGGUGAUGGGGGAAUCUAGCCCGGGGUUGCCACGUGCUGAGGACGUCGCACAAAAAUUGUUCACCUGUGUUUAUUGUGGAACGUGUCCCAAGUCGGAGCUGGUGCCACGCCCUGUUAAGAUGGGGGAGAUGUUGUGUUCCUACAUCACGAUGCCUCCAGCGUGUAUUACGGCGAGUGAGAGGGAGCAGGCGCCGUGGAGUUCGGACGAUGACUCAAGUGAAACCUUCGCCGCCUCCUUUGGCUCCUCCUUCUCUUGUGCGUGCGCUCCAGAGCAGGCGACGGAAUGUGGAAGCGGCAUCAAUAGCAUGACUGCCACAAAUGAGAGGGGCAACAGAAAUGGAUCGCCGCAUCCUCUUUGGAUGCGUGGAGCCCCAUUGCGGAACGCAGUUUGUUGCCGUUGUCAAAACAUGGCCUCUAUGGUGUGCGUCAUAUGUGAGGAGAUGGUGGAGGGAAUGUACUUGUGGCUGCUUUCUUGCGGCCAUGGGGGACAUGUGCAUCAUAUACAAGAGUGGCUGCAGGUCUCUAACGAAUGCCCGUGUUGUGGCAUCCCAGUCCUGCACUCCCCUGAACAGCCCCGAUAG
Messenger RNA from Trypanosoma rangeli, 3951 nucleotides. RefSeq lists its product as uncharacterized. Lineage: Eukaryota; Euglenozoa; Kinetoplastea; Trypanosomatida; Trypanosomatidae. Gene Ontology annotation, biological process: positive regulation of TOR signaling. The coding region runs from base 1 to 3951 and encodes 1316 amino acids. Gene Ontology annotation, molecular function: protein binding. The record is from RefSeq and is a predicted model, not a curated record. The transcript has a single exon.